AUGCAGCCACAGGAAGAGAAAUCCAUGGUCGCGGCGGAGACUGAUCACCACGAAAAAGCGUCGGACCCAAUUACCAAGCCUGAAACCGAGUCCCCCCAUGAUCUGGCAGACUUGGACCUGGCAAAUACCAAAGCUUACAAGGGCAAUGACUCGGAUGGUAAAGUCGUUUGGACUCCGAGAACUGUUUUAGCCUUCCUCUCCCUAGCUGGCCUCAAUUCAGGCUCUCAAUUGAUCCUUUAUUUUGUCGGUGGUUGCCUGUCUUAUAUCGCCGCCGACCUCGAUGGUGCAGUUCUGGAAGGUUGGCUGCCUGUGGCCAACAUCCUGGCCGUGGCUGCUGUAGCACCCUUCACGGGAUAUCUUGAAGAUCUCUUAGGUCGAAGGAUCAUCGCGAUUGGUGGCGCUGUAUCCCUUUGCAUUGGUUGUCUCAUUCUCGGGACAGCUCACACGUUUCCACAGGCGAUCGUAGGCCUGGCAAUAAGUGGGGCAGGUGCUGCGGUGGGCGAGUUAACGGCGCUCGCUGGCACUUCAGACAUGGUCCCUGUCAAGCAACGUGGACUGGCAGCGGCCGCAGUCACAGGCCUGAUCUUGCCAUUCGCUCCAAGCGUUCUAUAUGCCCAGCUGUUCGCAUCCAGGGCCACUUGGAGAUGGGGUGCAUGGGUGGCGAUAAUAUACAAUGGCCUUACUUUGGUCGGGCUCACGUUUACCUACUUUCCCAAAGCACAUCCUCGAACACAAGGACUGACCGCCCGCGAAGUCAUCAGAAAAAUAGACUUCGUUGGAGGCUUACUGUCGAUCGUCGGCGUCACUCUUCUACUGGUGGCGCUGCAAGCAGGCGGUUACUCCCAUCCGUGGUCGAGCGCAUACGUCCUCUGCACACUCUUGAUUGGAGCUGCUCUGGUCUUUGCCUUUUUUGUCUGGGAGUGGAAAGGGGCAAGGUAUCCCAUGGUUCCAAAGGAGUUGUUCGCAGGCCAGAGAGUCGUGGCACUCGCCUAUGGUGUCGCGUUCAUUGGUGGAAUGAGUUUCUACUCGUUGCUGAACAUGUACCCCCUCACUUACUCAACAGUAUAUUCUCCAGAUCCCGUCAAAAUUGGUCUCAGAGCGGUUGGAGUUGCAAUAUGUAACAUUGCUGGGGCAGUAUUCUUCAACGCUAUGCUUUCGUUGACCAAGGGGCGAGCUCGGGAGAUACUUCUCACCGCGUCCAUCAUCAUGACUGCACUUGACGGCGCAUUAGCCGUGGCCAACCCGUUUAACGCCAACACCACCGUCACCAUCGGAUCCUUGGCAGGUCUAGGUGUUGGAGGUAUCUUGGUUCCAGCAGCAACUGUUGCUAUGAUUGUUGUCCCCGACUCUCUACUUGGUACUGCCGUCUCCUUAUCUUUGUCUGUGCGCACGGUGGGAGGCUCGAUCGGCUACAGCAUAUACUACAACGUGUUCGCCAACAAGCUGAAGACAGCACUUCCCACGAAGAUUGCACAGUACGCCAUUGAAGCGGGACUUCCUGUGGCCGAGGCCGAAAAGUUUGUGGAGACAUUCCUGACCGAUUCGGCGGACAUCGCCAAAGUCCCGGGUGUCAAUGAAAGCAUUGUCGAAGCAGCAACCCUUGGUUCUCGCUGGGCAUAUGCGGAAUCCCUGCGUUAUGUUUGGUACACCAGUAUCGCCUUUGGCUCUCUGGCAAUCAUCCUUUGCCUGUUCAUGCCGUCGAUACGGAAGUACUCCACCAACCGUAUCGCUGUACAGGUAAACUGA
Molecule: messenger RNA, 1746 nt
Organism: Fonsecaea multimorphosa CBS 102226
Lineage: Eukaryota; Fungi; Ascomycota; Eurotiomycetes; Chaetothyriales; Herpotrichiellaceae
Exons: 6
Coding region: 1-1746 (581 amino acids)
Biological process (GO): transmembrane transport
Molecular function (GO): transmembrane transporter activity
Source: RefSeq, a predicted model, not a curated record